CUCACAUUAGACCGAGAGAGAGACAUUUAGGCAGCCGUAAUUGUGGACUUCUUAAACAGAGAUCUGACUGUUUCACCUCACACAAGGGGACAAAGGAGCAUGCAAGAAAGCACUGAAAACCUUGGACUGCCAGUGUGAAUGCGUUUCUGAGGCCGACAGGCACGUAAAACACACAGGACCACAAAUCCCAUCUCACAGACGUGUAAGUGUAGGGUCACAAGGGGAAGACCUUCAUCACAGUCAUCAUCAUUUAUCACAGGGGCUCCGGGUCUGCCAUACCAGCUCGAACAUGUGUGGGCAACUUGCACAGGCAUGAUGAUCUCUCACUACCCAUUGGCAUCAUUGCUCCCCUGGCCGCCCAUCCCACACUACCUGGAGGUAAAUGGAGAUGGAGGUGUGGCCCUGCAGAGGUACCAACCAAGGUCCCCAGAGAGCAGUCCACAACACUGGAGCUCUGUGCAGGACUGGGGGGAGGAGGUUGAGGAAGGGGCCAUAUACAACGUGACUCUAAAGAGGGUCCAAAUCCAGCAGGCGGCAAACAAAGGCGCAAGAUGGCUGGGGGCGGAGGGUGACCGCUUGCCCCCAGGUCACACAAUCAGUCAGCUGGAGACUUGUAAGAUCAGGAGUAUCCGUGCGGGGACACUGGAGCGCUUAGUGGAGACGCUGCUCACUGCUUUUGGUGAUAAUGACCUGACCUACACCAGCAUCUUCCUCUCUACAUACAGAGCAUUUGCCACCACACAGAGUGUACUGGAGCUACUGCUGGAUAGGUAUGGCAGUUUUGAACAUUGUGAGGGGGAGAGUAACCAGAGUCGGGCUGGAAAGAGCAGAGGUGCUGUUAGAACUGCUUUAGCCUCUAUCCUGAGAGCCUGGUUGGAUCAGUGUCCAGAGGACUUCCAGGAACCUCCCUCAUAUCCAAGCCUGCAUCGUGUGCUGGGUUUCCUGCAGAAGGCCAUGCCAGGCUCUGAGCCAAUGCGCCGGGCUCAGAGUCUGCUAGAACAAUUGCGUGGUCAGGCCAGCCUAGAGAAUGAAACAGAUGGAAGCUUUCUUGUAAACAACUCCUUCUGCCUGGCAGAAGAUGUGGAAGUGGAGAUUGAGGUGCAGGAGGACUUCCUUUCCUUCGAGGUUGACCUUGUAGCGGAGCAGCUGACCUACAUGGAUGCGCUGUUGUUUAAGAAAGUGGUUCCUCAUCACUGUUUGGGAUCUGUCUGGUCUCAGCGUGAUAAGAAGGAUGGUAAACAGAGUGCACCCUCCAUCCGUGCCACCAUCACCCAGUUUAAUGCAGUGGCUGCAUGUGUGGUCAGUACCAUCCUCCGUCAUCGGCAAAUACGCCCAUACCUGCGCGCUCGUGUCAUCCAAAGCUGGAUUGAUGUCGCACAGGAGUGUCGGAUUCGUAAGAACUUCUCGUCUCUGAGAGCUAUUGUGUCAGCGCUGCAGUCCAACCCUUUAUACAGACUAAAAAAAGCAUGGGCCUCUGUUUCCAAAGACAGCAUGCAGAUGUUUGAAGAGCUGUCUGAUAUCUUCUCUGACCACAAUAAUUACCUUACAAGUCGAGAACUGCUAAUGAGGGAGGGCACCUCAAAAUUUGCCAGCUUGGACAGCUGUGCCAAAGACCAUCAGAAAAGAUCGCAAAAGAGACUGCAAUUACAGAAAGAGAUGGGUGCCAUGCAGGGGACGAUCCCAUAUCUGGGCACAUUUCUCACAGAUCUGACCAUGCUUGAUACAGCACUGCCUGACCAAGUGGAGGGAGGACUGAUUAAUUUUGAAAAGCGUCGCAGAGAGUUUGAGGUGAUCGCUCAGAUUAAGCUCCUGCAGUCGGCAUGUAACAGUUACUGUCUGACUCCUGACUCCACAUUUCUGCGCUGGUUUAAAAGUCAACCUCAGCACACAGAGGAGGAGAGCUAUGCACUCUCAUGUGAGAUAGAAGGACUGGGUGACAAUAGCCCAACGUCGCCAAAACCCCGUAAGAGUAUGGUGAAGAGACUGAGCCUACUCUUCUUGGGAUCAGAUGCUACAAACGCAAACUCUCCUGUAAGAGAGAGUCCACGGUCUCCCCCUACUGGAAGCUCAGGGGAGAGCAUGGACUCAGUCAGUGUGUCUUCCAGUGACUCCAGUCCUUCAGAGAGCGAGGGCAUGACACCCACACAUGUCAUACAUGCACAUCUAAAGAAGCUGUCAGAGUCUUCCUCCUGUACAUCAUUGCACUUCAUGGACACCUCCUCGGCCAGUGCUACCAUAUCUCUGGCAUCCCCAACGCUGUCUGGGACCCCCUGUAUGCACCGAUGCUCAGUUUCGUUGACGCCCAUGACUCCUACCUCGCCCAGUUUUCCACCUGCCUAUAACACACAAGCUCAGGAUGCCUGCAUCGUCAGAGUAAGCCUUGAACAGGGCAAUGGUAACCUCUACAAGAGCAUCAUGCUGACUAGUCAGGACAAAACUCCUGCAGUUAUCUCUCGAGCCAUGGCCAAACACAACCUAGAGGAUGAGCAGGCUGCUGAUUAUGAGCUGGUGCAGGUGAUUUCUGAGGAGAGAGAGUUGCUUAUCCCUGAUAAUGCCAAUGUGUUUUACGCCAUGAGCACCUCUGCAAACUUUGACUUUCUGUUGCGUAUGCGUGGGUCUGAGGGAAGGCCAGUUCAGCUUCGCAGUCGUUGCAGCUCCACUGUACCGCACACACAGCAACGCUCCAGUCUGUCCCACAGGCUCAGCAAGGUCACACUGUGACCUCUGCCGUUUUUUGGACAGGAGAGUAUUGUGUACAAAGACUAUAGAGGGUGGAGACCUAGAAAAUGUGCUUUAUAGACAGUUGUCUGAUUUUGGCAUCUCAAGGUCUUGCAUUCUGCCUUUUUGAAGAAAUUUACUUGUUUCUAAUAGUAGCAUGUGCCUCCACCCCCACCCUGCUUUUUGUCAGUAUUUUCAUAAGAGCACAUCUCUUCCCAGCCAAGAGGCCUACACAACUUCUUCAGAGAACGAUAGAGAAGGAAAAAAGCUGUGGGAGGAGAACUUAAAUGACAUCCAUGUUGCCUUUUUAAAUGGUAAUGAUGGAACUAUUGCAUCAGUAUUGAAGAUGACCUACAGGAGCUGUGUUGUUGUCGUCAUUGUCAAUGUGUCCUUUUUGUGUCCCCUUGUGCACUGUGUGUACAAUGUGGACUGCAUACCUAAAGUGCUUAGACUGGCUGCUGUCACUUAAGAUCCUGGCAUAGCAAUCUGUAGAGUCCCUCUUUUAGAUUUCUUUAAUAUUACUCUAAUUGUAGCUUCUUUGUUAAGGUCAAAUUUAAGAAAAAAAAUAACUGUUUCAUCUAGGUAUUGUGAAUGAUAGGCCUAUGAUAAAACACAAGGUGUUAUGAAGUCUGUGGCCUGACACUCAAUUUCAUGUUGCCUAUGUUUUCACGACCUUCUCUGCCUAUUCUAAGCAUUUAUCUCUGUGUUUCUCAUAUUGUGAGCUGUGUGACGAAUGCAGAAAAUAUGCAUUCUGAUUGGUUCUUACUUGGUUUUAUCAAGUCUAUGUAAUUGUCUUUCCUACGAAGAGGAUCAGUGUUGUGUCUUUAAUGUGUAAUCUCACCAAUAGGAUUGGUUUCUCUUUUGAAACAUGGAUUGAGCUGCCCUCCUCACUGAUACAGUGGCACUUGCUUAAGGGGUGGCGGAGUCAAUUGGUGCACUUGGUCCAUUGUUGUAGCCUUCCUCUCUUCUGUCUUCUAGCAAUGCUAUAUAAUUAUAUAAUUUUCUUUUUGUUUAUUUUUUUCUACAUAUGUUUUUGUAAGAGCUGAAGUAAUAUCCAUGAUAUCUAUAAGAAAAUUAUUUUGAAAGUUAACUAAAAGCAAAAGUUUAAAAAACUGUGAAAUACAAGUGUGUGUGUGUGAUUGUAAUGUGAGCAUUAAAACAAGUCUGACAUUUCCACCAUUACUCUUAGGACUUGAGACUCAUUGUAUAGCUUAAGCUUUUCAACCAGCCCAUUAAGUCACUCUCACAGUAACCCUGUCACCAAGUGAAAAAUGUCCCAAACAUUUGAGACAUGUUCAUUCUUUGCAUCUGAUGAAUAUCACUUAUAUUUAUACAAAAACAUGUUUUACGCCAAAACUAAUUGCAUUGCUCAGGCAUUUUUUAACACCUAACGGUUUUGAAAGGCUUAUGGAAUUCCUGCCUUAAACCAGAUUUUCUCUCUACAUAAUGCCCUUCAUAUCAUAAUACCUGUUAGUGUGGUGUCUAAUACUUGUUAGUAUUCUGUCUAUAUUUAGUUUAACACUUCCUGGGGUCACUCUGGGCAAUACAUCAAUAGACACCAAAUUGAUAAUGUUCCAAACUUUCCUUUGCUUUGUUCACUCACAAUAGUUGAAUGACAAUUAUUUGUUACAUAGAAAAGACAGGACUUUGAUGAAACUAACAGUUUCAACAAUUAUAAAAUGUAGUGUUUUAAAAGUAGUUUGGCAGCAGUGUUUGUUUUGAUUAGUUUGUCUUUCAAAUCCAAUCAGCACUUGUGAAUUUACUUAAUUCUUUAUUUUGAAUAUUUCUUCACUACCAAAGAAUUGUCUAUCUACAAGUUAGUGAAUACAUUAUUAUUAUUAUUAUGAAAAAUUAUGUUUUGCAAUUGAAUAUUACCUUUCAUGAAUUAAAUUGAGACUGACAAGAACUCUGAAAAUUGACUGGAAUAUGUUUGCUUCCCAUAUAGGCCUAUGAUUCAUU
This is a messenger RNA of Xyrauchen texanus (razorback sucker), 4677 nucleotides long. Its product is annotated as ral guanine nucleotide dissociation stimulator-like 1. Gene Ontology annotation, biological process: Ras protein signal transduction; positive regulation of GTPase activity. The transcript is spliced from 18 exons. Gene Ontology annotation, molecular function: guanyl-nucleotide exchange factor activity. NCBI's taxonomy places the organism in Eukaryota, Metazoa, Chordata, Actinopteri, Cypriniformes, Catostomidae. The record is from RefSeq and is a predicted model, not a curated record. Gene Ontology annotation, cellular component: plasma membrane. The coding region runs from base 313 to 2721 and encodes 802 amino acids.